Messenger RNA from Glarea lozoyensis ATCC 20868, 471 nucleotides. RefSeq names its product Chaperone J-domain-containing protein. Gene Ontology annotation, molecular function: protein-folding chaperone binding; protein folding chaperone. Bases 1 to 471 code for a protein of 156 amino acids. Gene Ontology annotation, cellular component: cytoplasm; nucleus. The transcript has 2 exons. The record is from RefSeq and is a predicted model, not a curated record. Lineage: Eukaryota; Fungi; Ascomycota; Leotiomycetes; Helotiales; Helotiaceae.
AUGGCACCGGUACCGAUUACAGAGGAUUAUUACAUGGUCCUUGAAGUAGGACAAACUGCUGCACACGAGCUAAUCCUCAAAUCUUAUAAACGGCUGGCGCUGAAGCUCCACCCGGAUAGAAAUGCAAAACACGAUGCUACUACAGCUUUUCAACAGCUCGGAAGAUCGUACGAGACAUUGAAGGACGAAAGCAAACGCCGAGCGUACGACCUCAUCUACCCGUCCAUAAUACGAAGUCGCCACUCUCCUGUUCCACCUCCUGCUUCAACUCCGCAAUCAGAAGCACUCACCGAAGCGGCGCAAAUUGCCGCACUUCAAAAAUCGAAGCAAGAACGUGGUGCACGAUGGAGGACCAAGAAGAAUGCCUUCGACUCCUCGAUCUGGGAGCUGCAGAGAGAUAUUCGGCGGUUGGAGCUAGAAAUUAAGAAUUUGGAUGAUAUUGUAGCUGCUGAGGCGGCGGAAGAGGCCUAG